This is a messenger RNA of Gekko japonicus, 1938 nucleotides long. It is a transcript of the gene PELO, whose product is annotated as pelota homolog (Drosophila). NCBI's taxonomy places the organism in Eukaryota, Metazoa, Chordata, Lepidosauria, Squamata, Gekkonidae. The record is from RefSeq and is a predicted model, not a curated record. Gene Ontology annotation, biological process: RNA surveillance; nonfunctional rRNA decay; ribosome disassembly. Gene Ontology annotation, cellular component: cytoplasm. The transcript has 2 exons. The coding region runs from base 193 to 1578 and encodes 461 amino acids.
UCGCUGGUGGCGCGCAGGCGUUUUGAAGGAGAAUCGCCUGGUGAGUUCUUGAAGUCCGAGAGGAUUCCUGAAAGCAGGAACAUUCGCUGUGUCUCCCCCCCACCCCCUUCCCCCGGUGCCGAGAGGAUUCUGCCUUCCGCGGCGAGCCCCCAUGUUGCAAAAGCUUCCCAUAGCUUCUGACUGGGGGUGUUCAUGCUAGUUCCUCCCGUGCCUCCAUUCAAGAACGGCCUGUUCUGUUUUGUGACAGAAAGCUGGGCUAUUGCUCCUACACACGCCCCCUAUCUGGACCUCUGUGUGUGUGUGGGGGGGGGGUUAACCUUCCCUAUAUCUUCCCCUAUUCCCUAUUUUGGGGAGGAGACUUCCAGGAGCACGUGCAGAGGUGUGCAUUUCUGCUUUGGCAGGUCUGUAGGUGAAGCCAGGAUGAAGCUGGUGCGGAAGGACAUUGAAAAAGACAAUGCGGGGCAAGUGACCCUCAUUCCUGAAGAGGCCGAAGACAUGUGGCACGCCUACAACCUGCUGCAGGUGGGUGACAGCUUGCGAGCCUCCACCUUCCGCAAGGUGCAGACUGAGUCUUCCACGGGCAGCGUGGGCAGCAACCGCAUCCGCACCACUCUCACACUGUGCGUGGAGACCAUUGACUUCGAUUCGCAGGCGUGCCAGCUGCGUGUCAAAGGCACCAACAUCCAGGAGAAUGAGUAUGUCAAGAUGGGGGCUUAUCACACCAUUGAGCUGGAGCCCAACCGUCAGUUCACCUUGGCAAAAAAGCAGUGGGACAGUGUGAUGCUGGACAGGAUCGAGCAAGCCUGUGAUCCGGGGUGGAGUGCCGAUGUGGCUGCGGUGGUGAUGCAGGAAGGGCUGGCCCACGUCUGUCUGGUGACCCCUAGCAUGACCCUGACCCGAGCCAAGAUCGAGGUGAACAUCCCUAGAAAGCGAAGAGGAAAUUGCAGUCAACAUGACCGAGCGCUGGAGAGAUUUUAUGAGCAGGUGAUGCAAGCAAUUCAGCGUCACAUCUCCUUUGAUGUUGUAAAGUGUGUGCUUGUGGCCAGCCCAGGCUUUGUCAGAGAGCAGUUCUGCGACUACAUGUUUCAGCAAGCCGUGAAGACUGACAACAAACUGUUGCUGGAGAACCGCUCAAAGUUCUUGCAGGUACACGCUUCCUCUGGACAUAAAUACGCAUUGAAAGAAGCUCUGUGUGACCCAGCUGUGACUAGUCGACUUGCGGAUACUAAAGCUGCUGGUGAAGUCAAAGCCUUAGAUGAUUUCUACAAGAUGCUACAACAUGAGCCCGACCGGGCUUUUUAUGGUCUCAAGCAUGUGGAAAAAGCCAACGAGGCCAUGGCAAUUGAUACUUUAUUGAUCAGUGAUGAACUCUUUAGGCAUCAAGAUGUAGCUACGCGGAGUCGUUAUGUCAAGCUAGUAGACAGCGUGCGUGAGAAUAUGGGUACUGUUCGCUUCUUCUCUAGCCUUCACGUGUCUGGGGAGCAGCUUGGGCAACUUACAGGCGUAGCUGCCAUCUUGCGGUUUCCUGUUGCUGAGCUUUCUGACCAGGAAGAUGAAUCUAGUUCUGAAGAAGAUUGAUGCCACCUUUCCCUUUAAUAUGAUAGGAUGAAUGCAGGACUUGGGAGCUGCUGCUUCUGCAUAUUGUGAGCCUUUGCACUGUGCCUUACAAAUAACUUUUGAGGGACAGUAUUUUUGCAAGUGACUUGCAGGGUGAGCAUUUGGUAUGGUGCUCAUUGCAGCAUAUAUUUAUAUAUUUCCCUUGCUGUGUUAUUGAUUACGAUGGUGGUUGGUGCGAAGAUGUAGAUCUCUGCUAGCAAAAGCAGACUGAGAAAAACCACUGAGUUUGCCUCCAUGGACCGUAUUUUGAACAGAAUAUAUAGCUAAGCAACUAACAUCAUUGAUGCUGUGUGGAUGGUGUACAACAAAAUAAACCAAAAC